GACGACCCUCUGCUGCGUGAGCUGACUUUUUGCGGAUUUGAUCUAUCGCAGUUAGCUAGCCAUACCUCGAUGCAUCCUACCGGAGGUAGCUACACAGAAGUGAAGAGUCGCCCGUAAUAAUCGAUAAACCGACGUUUUGGGAUGUCGUUCCCUCAUCUCAACCGACCCCUGUUGCCACCGGGAAUCCCCCCUCCACAGUUCUCUGGUUUUCCUUCAGGUACCCCAAUGAUACCAGUCCACAUGGGCAUCAUGACCCAGAACCCCACAGUCCUGGUACCCACCUCCAUGCCCGUGGUCAGUAAGCCCGCGGCCCCCAGGAAGGACGCUCCCCUGGACGAGAACAGCGGCCCCACCACCACAGUGUUUGUAGGAAACAUCUCGGACAAGGCCUCGGACAUGCUGAUUCGAAAGUUGCUGGCGAAAUGUGGCCUGGUCCUAAGCUGGAAGCGAGUCCAAGGAGCCUCUGGAAAACUUCAAGCUUUUGGAUUCUGUGAGUACAAGGAACCAGAGUCGACGCUGCGGGCCCUGCGACUGCUCCACGAGCUGCAGAUCGGGGAGAAGAAGCUGCUGGUGAAGGUGGACGCCAAGACCAAGGCCCAGCUGGACGAGUGGAAGGGCAAGAAGAAGAGUAGCACCAACGGCAACGGGAAGGCGGAAGCAGAGGAUGGAAAAGAGGAGGAAGAGGAGGAGGUGAUCGACAAGGACACCCAGAUGCGGGACCAGAUCGUCAAGGGCACCAUCGACGGUCUGAUCCGAGAGUACGCCAGCGAUCUCAAAGCUCCCUUGAAUGAUGAUGAAUCUCAGCAACGCAGGAAAAGGAAAGAGAAAAAAGAGGAGGAGGAUAUCAACGCAAUUGACGGGUUGGAGGAUGACAAGAGAGACCUGAUUUCCAGAGAGAUCAGUAAAUUCCGUGACACCCACAAGAAACUGGAGGAGGAGAAGGACAAGAAGGAGAAGGAGCGUGCAGAGUUUGAACGUGAGCGACGGGAGAGGGACAAGGAGAGGGAGCGUGAGAGGGAGCGACGGGACCGCGAGCGGGAGAAGGAGCGAGAGAAGGAGCGUGAGAAGGAGAGGGAGAGGGAGCGCGAGAGAGAACGGGAAAGAAGUGACAGAGACAGAGAUCGUGACCGCAACCGGACGAAAGAGAGAGAACGGGAGAGGGAGAGGAGCCGCGACAGGAGCAAAGACCGCAGCCACUCCAGAGACAGAGAGGUGAGUCGCGACAAGGACAAGAAGCGUGACCAGGAGGAUGAAGAGGAGGUCUAUGAGAGGAGAAGGCUGGAGAGAAAGCUCAGAGACAAGGAGGCAGCCUACCAAGAACGCUUGAAGAACUGGGAGAUCCGCGAGAGGAAGAAGGCUCGAGACUACUCCAAGGAGUCUGAGCGGGAGGAGGAGCGUAGGAGAGAGAUGACUAAAGAAGGCAAACGUCUGAAGGAGUUCCUGGAGGACUAUGAUGACGACAGGGAUGACCCUAAGUUCUACAGGGGCAGCGCGCUGCAGAAGCGUCUGCGAGACCGGGAGAAGGAGACUGAGAUGGACGAGCGCGACAGGAAGAGAGAGAAGGAGGAGCUGGAGGAGAUCAGACAGAGGCUUUUGGCCGAGGGACACCCCGACCCCGAGGCCGAAAUACGCAGGAUGGAGGAGGAGGCAGAGCGUCUGCGCCAGCCCCCGGUGAAGCUGGAGCCGGAUCCCGAGGAGGAGCGGGUACACAAGGCCCCACGGGAGGACCGGGACCAUGAUGACGUGGAAGAGGGGGAGGAGUUUGAAGACGACGACCAAUCAGGGUCCAAGCCCUGCCUGAAGCCCACACUGCGGCCAAUCACGGCGGCCCCCUCUGUGUCGUCGGCCAGCGGGGGCGCCACCCCCAACACGCCCGGGGACGAGUCACCAUGCGGUAUCAUCAUCCCUCACGAGAACUCUCCCCCUCACGAGGCCACGCCCCCUUACGAGGCCUUGUCCCAGGAAGAGUACCGCCCCAAGAUCGGCCUCAGUCUCAAACUGGGAGCCCCUAACGUUACCAGCCCCAGCCAGCCCAAUGUGGCCAUCAAACGCAAGAAGCUCACUGUGGACAGUGUCUUCAACAAAUUCGACGAGGAGGAGGCGGACGAGGCUCCCCGCAAGCGCAAGCUGGUGCCGCUGGACUACGGUGACGAUGACAAAAACCUCCAGAGCAUGGUGGAUGGUGCCUCGGGACUGGCGGCCAUCAAGGGCGCCAACACUGAGGAGAAGCGCAAGCACAUCAAGAGCCUGAUCGAGAAGAUCCCCACGGGCAAGACGGAGUUGUUCUCUUACCCGCUGGACUGGUCCGCCGUGGACUCGACUCUGAUGGAUCGACGCAUACGCCCCUGGAUCAAUAAAAAGAUAAUUGAGUACAUUGGAGAAGAGGAGGCUACGCUAGUGGAUUUUGUCUGCUCAAAGGUGAUGGCUCAUGGUACACCACAGGGUAUCUUGGAUGAUGUUGCCAUGGUUCUGGAUGAAGAAGCAGAAGUCUUCAUAGUCAAGAUGUGGAGGUUGCUGAUCUAUGAAACAGAGGCCAAGAAGAUUGGGCUGGUGAAAUAAGAAACCCAAGAAAGCAUAGAACGAACAUCCAACUUUUUCUAAUAGAUUAAUCCGACUUUAGUGUUGUUAGCCACCAAAAAAUACUGCUUCUCCAUUCGAGCAGCCUAAAAUCAAAGAAUGGGCUCAUCCUAAUACGCCAACAAUGGCUUUCUACUACGGACAAUAUUGAGCUCCCGUUUUCUCAUUAUUCCAAUAGACUGGUACAUGUCUCUCUACUGCAGCUGCUGACUGUACAGCCUACAUGUGUAUGUGCUUGAAUGACUUUGACUAAGUGCUUAUUGAAGAUGCAUGCAAGCAACCACUUGGACAAUGGCCUGACUAGUCUCUUGGCUUGAGUUGGCUGUCCCGAGGGUUGGGAUGGAGCUGGCAGAUAAGCAGUUAACGUUUGAAGAAGACAACAUGGCUACCAAGCCGUGGGAAGGAGGUUCACUGAAAGGUAUCUCACUGGUCUCAGUUUGUCUAUAGUUUUGUGAUAUUAGUACUUAGAAACAUCCACAACUUCUGUAACAUCUCAAAUGCUUAGUCAUUGGCAUCUGCUGAAACUUCUGUUUAAGUGGAGUAGGUUUGUUUUUGUAUUACAAACAACUUUCUAAAAAUGCUAUUUGAGGAUGAUGGGCCAGAUACUGAAUGUUAGGUCUUCCUGACUUGUGAUUGGCUGGUCUCAUACUGUAACACCUGACAGAACACUGUAUAGGAAAGGUUCAUUUGGAAGACCAGCUGUAAUGAUUGUGAUUUGUGAAAACAUUGUCUCCAUUUUGUUUUUUUUGUACCAGUGGAAAUUUGUUUUGAAUAAAGAUGAUUUUCUAUA
Salvelinus sp. IW2-2015 is the source of this 3367-nucleotide messenger RNA. The record is from RefSeq and is a predicted model, not a curated record. Lineage: Eukaryota; Metazoa; Chordata; Actinopteri; Salmoniformes; Salmonidae.